CACAGACAAACUUGGCAGCGAGCGGAUGAACUGGUUGGAUCUUUGUUCUUCACAGCCUCAGCCCUCAACCACUUUAUAGUUUUUAAGUAUCGUUACUUAUAUGUCUCACAUUUAUAGCAAGAUUAUAUAAAAUACUCCUUCCCUGGGCACGCAGCUUCAGCACGGGAAUAUACUUUUUGAGCUAGCAUAUUUUCCUAGUGUUUUUAGUUCAUUUUCCCCCCACCGACGAGGUUUUAUUGGACCAAGAUAGGCGGCGCGGGCACCAAGAUGUCGAACCGGAUGGUGUGCAGAGAAGCGAGCCACGCCGGCAGCUGGUACACGGCCUCAGGAUCCCAGCUUAACGCACAACUUGAGGGCUGGUUAUCUCAAGCACAAUCUACAGCUGGUCCAGCUAGAGCCAUUAUAGCACCGCACGCUGGCUACACUUACUGCGGCGCGUGUGCUGCCUACGCCUACAAGCAGGUGGACCCCUCCAUCACUCGGAGGGUGUUCAUACUUGGCCCCUCUCACCAUGUGCCACUGUCUCGCUGUGCCCUCUCCCCCGCCGAGGUCUACAGAACGCCACUGUACGACCUGAGGAUCGACCAGAAGGUUUAUGCUGAUCUGUGGAAAACAGGCAUGUUUGAGAGGAUGAGUCUGCAGACAGAUGAAGACGAACACAGCAUUGAAAUGCACCUGCCUUAUACCGCUAAAGCCAUGGAGAGCCAUAAAGAUGAGUUCAGCAUCGUCCCUGUGCUGGUGGGAGCUCUGAGUGAAUCUAAAGAGCAGGAGUAUGGCAAGCUGCUUAGCAAAUACCUGGCUGACCCUUCUAAUCUUUUCAUCAUCUCCUCUGACUUCUGCCACUGGGGUCAACGUUUCCGUUACACCUACUACGAUGAAAGUCAAGGAGAGAUCUACAGAUCUAUCGAGCACCUUGACAAAAUGGGAAUGGGAAUUAUAGAACAGUUGGACCCCAUCUCCUUUAGCAAUUAUUUGAAGAAAUAUCAUAAUACUAUUUGUGGUCGCCAUCCCAUCGGCGUUCUUCUAAAUGCCGUGGCGGAACUGAAAAAGAAUGGUAUAGACAUGAACUUCUCUUUCCUAAACUAUGCGCAGUCAAGCCAGUGCCGAAACUGGUCGGACAGCUCUGUGAGUUAUGCUGCUGGAGCUCUCGUCGUUCAUUGAGGUGAACUUUCCCAGGAGCCGCGGAGCCUCCUAGAAGACCCCAGCCCCUCCCACCCGUCCCGUUCCUGACCACGUAUCCCCAUCCUCCCCCACCUCUUCUAUAGGAAGGACAUACAAAGUUUGUUGCAACUGGGAAUCCUCAUACAUACCCCGAAUCCGGAUGUAACGUUAGAUACUAACCUCCUCUUCCUACAGCUUUCCCUGUACCCCGUUUUCCACGUGAGGAAACUCGGAUGAUGCUAUAGCUUGAAGUACAGACGCAAUUUUUUGGGUGUUGCAAGGUCAGAUUUUUGGUUGUUUUUUUUUCUUGUUGGUUGGGGGGGGGUCUUAAUGAGGCAAAAUCUGCUUUUGACCCUCCAAGGGAUGUUAGGUGUCUGAAGAGCCCUUUUGUAAUUUAAAAGCAAGACACAUUUAAAGUUUAAAUAAAAGAAAUAAAACCAUCGACGUUGCACACUUUUUGCAAGUCUGCAUAUGUAAUCUACAUAAUGUCUCACCUAUUGAUAAAUAAUGAGAAAAAGGAAGCUGACAGACUGCAACAUGCUGUGUCCAUGUACACCUUGAGAAUUGUAGUAAUAGCUCCCGCGUUGGUCCUGUUGUAGUUUUCAAAGGGCUACACAAUACCCACUAACCCGCCACUGUUCUGGAUAUACCAAAAAAUUGUUUUUCUUUCAUCUAAUCUUUUAUUGUAGUCAAAUUAAAGUAUUUUUUCUUCUGAUUCUUAUAUUCUGUUCUGGUUUAUUUUCUCUUUGUGAUUACCAUUAUUUAGCUUUUUAGUUUUACUAUGUGUUUGAGAUAUCUCAAACUGUGUGGAAGCAUAUAGUAUUUUGGUUAUUCUGAAACAAUUUUAUUUUCACAUGCAUGUUAGCAGCCAUGUUUAACAUCUUAGUAGUAGUUCGUUAUGCACACCCGUAUCAAGGAACCGCCAGAGGUGGAUUUUCUGAACAGCAUUGGCAUUUUGUCUGGCUUUCGUCUUUAUCCCAUCUACUCCAGGCCUCCCAAAGAGCACAAUGCAGCGAGAUAUUUCCUGGCAGGUGGCCAUCUUAAGGAAAACGGCAAGGCUCCUCUACAUCCCCAUCAAGGUUUGAAUGUCUCAAACCAGAUCCUCAAACAGAAAACAGACAAAGCAUGUCAUACCAUGCAGAUGUGCCUUGGGUCAGUGUUAAACAUGUUUUGUUUUUUUGUUUUUUUGGUCCUGUGCUUUCCACUCUUCAUUAACCCAUUAAAAAUACUUGAUUGUCUGUCUUGAAUCGGUUGAAUCAGUUCUUACUGUUUUUAGAGUAGGGGAAAAGAUUCAUCAGCUUCGCCCAGCACAACACCUGUUCUUGUACUGUUAGGAUUGUUUCAUUUUUUUUUUAAUGUUAGUACUGUUUAUUAUUAUUCAAACUAUUAUUGCAUAAAAAUGAACAGUUCUCACAUUGUCAAACCUGUCGCAAUUAAUUGAAGCGCUCCUCAGUGGAGUCAUUUUUGAAUCUCAGGUUACAUUGAAGCAUUACAGAAUUCUCGCCAGAUAUGACAAGGGUCAUGGCUGAUGUUGCAAAGAAACAAUAAAGUGUAAUGACAAAAGUU
Messenger RNA from Cyprinus carpio (common carp), 2727 nucleotides. Its product is annotated as protein MEMO1. Lineage: Eukaryota; Metazoa; Chordata; Actinopteri; Cypriniformes; Cyprinidae. The record is from RefSeq and is a predicted model, not a curated record.